Molecule: messenger RNA, 1044 nt
Organism: Camellia sinensis
Lineage: Eukaryota; Viridiplantae; Streptophyta; Magnoliopsida; Ericales; Theaceae
Product: quillaic acid 3-O-glycosyltransferase CSL1
Biological process (GO): cellulose biosynthetic process
Cellular component (GO): membrane
Molecular function (GO): cellulose synthase (UDP-forming) activity
Source: RefSeq, a predicted model, not a curated record
GCCACCCUCCUCAACCUCCACACCUGCACAGUCCAACAAACUCGAGCCACCAUCAACAAAAUCCAGAGUCUCUUCCACUUCACAGCCACACUAUCCCUUCUCUACUACAGAUUCUCACACCUCUUCCACUUUUAUCAUGAUAUACUCAUUUUCCCAUGGACUCUCAUCACCACCGCCGAGCUCAUCUUCACCUUCCUCUGGGUCCUGUCCCAGGCUUUCGAGUGGCGGCCGGUCACUCGUACCGCCCACCCCGAAAACAUCCCCGCAACAUUGAGUUGCUGGGAAUCGAUGUUUUUAUUUGCACUGCUGAUUCGAAGAAGGAGCCGACGGUGGAGGUGAUGAACACGGUAUUGUCGGCCAUGGCGCUCGACUACCCGCCUGAGAAGCUGGCGGUGUAUCUUUCUGAUGAUGGUGGUUCGCCGUUGACUUUGUAUGCUGUGAAAGAAGCUUGCUUGUUUGGGAGGUCUUGGAUUCCAUUUUGUAGGGGAUAUGGAAUCAAGACUAGGUGUCCUGAACAAUACUUUGAAUCAUUGGGGGAUGAUGAUGAACGUGUUGUUUGGAGUGAUCAAUUCAAGGAGGAAGAAGAAGAGAUUAAGUCUGGUUCUGUGGUUUUAGAGUGAAGACGACGAAGAGGAAAGUGUUCGACUGUCACAUGUUCCGGACUAUAAGUAGUUCAAAUCAGUUGUUUUCGACUUUCUGGAUGAUUGUAGGAUUGCAUGAUUAAGGUUAGUAUCAAUUUGAUUAUGAAUACAUGUUCGGUUUAUGGUUUCAUUCGUAUGAUGGAUCAGAUGCUCUGUUUUUGGAUUGAUAUGAAUUGGAUGCUCUGAUUUUUCAAUUAUAUGCUUUUUACGUGGUCCUGUGGAGGGGAGUUCAUUCAUAUUAUGUGAAGAACAGUGUUAGUUCUCAUUUUACUUGAAUGUAUGCGUAAUGAGGAUCUCUGUGGAUGAUUUGAUUAUCAAUAUAUAUGCCAAUGUGAAUGUUCACAUUUUGUUAAUGUGGAAUAUGUGAAGAAUGUGGAUGUUCUCAUUUUAAAUUGAUGUUUGC